This is a messenger RNA of Cercospora beticola, 3667 nucleotides long. RefSeq names its product mismatch repair ATPase MSH6 (gene MSH6). The record is from RefSeq and is a predicted model, not a curated record. NCBI's taxonomy places the organism in Eukaryota, Fungi, Ascomycota, Dothideomycetes, Mycosphaerellales, Mycosphaerellaceae. Gene Ontology annotation, cellular component: nucleus; MutSalpha complex. Gene Ontology annotation, molecular function: mismatched DNA binding; ATP-dependent DNA damage sensor activity; ATP binding. Gene Ontology annotation, biological process: mismatch repair.
CACCCAUUGAACAUCAUACACCUGUUUGACGCGCUAUUACACGCGAACUAGUGCACAGUCGCAAUCGAGAAUGGCGCGUCAAAGCGACAUGUCGACGCCACGAGCUCCUCCCUCUCUGAAGAAGAGCACUAGCACUGCUUCCAGUACGGGGAAGGGCAAGCAGCAGAGCAUCGCCGGCUUCUUUCAGAAACGCCCUGCACCAACUCCGUCAGCUAGCACUCCAGCAAAGCGCCCAGCAGAAACUCCGGUACCCAAAUCUGUAGUGGCAUCAAGCACAAUUGGUCCAGGAUCCUCGCCUCGAACAGCUCCCGGAGCAUCCCAAAGCUCAGCUAUCGAUGGACGCGACAAGGAGAAUGAAACACCAGGCACCAGUUUCUCCAGCCCUUCGCGCAAGGCGAAGAAGCAAGUGAAUUACGCCGAAUCUGAUGAUGAGGACGAUGAGCCGUUCAGACCACUGUCUGGCAAUGGACGUGCUGCGAAACGUCGAAGAAUCAGCGUCAAGGACGACGAAUCUGAUGAUGAGUUUGGUCUCGAUAACGCGACGCAAGCUGCAAUGGUCGAGAGCGACGAUGACAUGGAUGAUUUUGUGGUCGACGAUGACCUCGAGGAUGACGCGAAACCAACGAAGGCGAAGAAGAAGGCGCCUGUUAAGUCGUCGGUGAAGUCCACAUCAGGGGAUUCGUCAAGGAAACCGUCACCACCGCCUUUAACCCUUGAAGAGAGUGAGGAAAUCCCAACCACAUCGACUGCGACUCAAUGGGCGUACGACCCAGACGCUCCACCCUCAACGGAGCCUCGCAAGCUGCCACCCAAGAAGAAAUCCACAUCAGACGCUACCAAGAAGCAGAAGGCACAUGUCACAGAUCCAUCGGAACGCUAUACGUGGCUCGCGGAAAUUCAUGAUGCGGAUAGGAACCCACCUGAUCAUCCGGACUACGACCCUCGCACUAUAUACAUUCCACCGAUGGCCUGGAGCAAGUUCUCUGCAUUCGAAAAACAGUACUGGGAGAUCAAGCAGAAAUUCUGGGACACCAUUGUGUUUUUCAAGAAGGGCAAGUUCUACGAGCUCUAUGAGAACGACGCCACAGUUGGACAUCAGCUGUUCGAUCUCAAGCUCACCGAUAGAGUGAAUAUGCGAAUGGUCGGCGUUCCGGAAGCCAGCUUGGAUCACUGGGCCAACCAAUUCGUUGCCAAAGGCUUCAAGAUCGCCCGAGUUGACCAAAUGGAGAGCAAGCUUGGCAAGGAUAUGCGUGAGCGGGAUGAGAAGAAAGGCAACAAGAAAGAAGACAAGAUUAUUCGCAGAGAGCUUGCCUCUGUGCUUACGGCCGGCACAUUGGUCGAGGGUAGUAUGUUGACUGAUGAUCUUGCCACCUACUGUGCUGCCAUCAAGGAGUCGGAAGUGGAUGGCAAGCCAAGCUUUGGCAUCGCCUUUGUCGACACUGCUACGGCACAGUUCCAGCUCGCCGAAUGGGUCGAUGAUCUCGACAUGACCAAAUUCGAAACAUUCGUGGCUCAGAUACGGCCCGGCGAGCUUUUACUGGAGAAGGGCUGUAUUUCCGCAAAAGCACUCAGGAUCUUGAAGAACAACACUUCACCGACCACCAUCUGGAACUAUUUGAAGCCAGAUAAGGAGUUUCUGACAGCCGACAAGACGCGCAUGAAGAUCAAUGGCGAAGCAUACUUCGAAAAGCCUGACGAUGACGAAGGUGUCAACGAUUGGCCAAAAGUGCUUACCGAAGCGAAGGAUAAAGAUCUCGUGUUCUCUGCACUCGGUGCAUUGACAUGGUAUCUCAGUCUGCUUAAGAUCGAGCGUGACCUUCUCACAUGCGGCAACUUCUCUUGGUACGAUCCAAUCAGAAAGGCGUCGAGCUUGGUUCUCGAUGGCCAGAGUUUGAUCAACUUGGAGAUCUUUGCCAAUACUUUCGAUGGCAGCACUGAUGGCACAUUGUUCACCAUGCUGAAUCGAUGCAUUACGCCUUUUGGCAAGCGAAUGCUGCGUCAAUGGGUUUGCCAUCCUCUGGCGGAUGCAAGAAAGAUCAAUCAGCGUCUCGACGCUGUCGAUGCUCUGAAUGCUGAUGGUACAGUCAUGGACCAGUUCACAUCUUCGCUAUCCAAGCUUCCUGACCUCGAGCGGCUCAUCUCUCGUGUACACGCCGGACGGUGCAGACCUCAAGAUUUCGUCAAGGUUCUCGAAGGAUACGAGCAGAUCGAGUACACCAUGUCGCUGCUCAAGAGAUUCGGCGAGGGCGAAGGACUACUGGGCCAGCUCAUUUCCGCAAUGCCGGACCUCGCUGGAGCUCUCAAGCACUGGGCCGAUGCCUUUGAUCGCAAGAAGGCUCGAGAUGACAGCGUCUUCAUUCCGCAACCAGGUGUGGAAGAAGACUACGAUGAAAGCCAAGAACGCAUUGACAACGUCAUUGCCCAGUUGAAUCAGCUCCUCAAGAAGGCACGAAAAGAUCUCGACUCGCAGGCUAUCAAGUUUACCGACAACGGGAAAGAAAUCUAUCAGCUGGAGGUUCCAAUCAAGGUCAAGGGCGCGAUUCCAAAGAACUGGAAGCAAAUGUCUGCCACCAAGCAAUGCAAGAGAUGGUACUCACCUGAGCUCGAGAGCCUCGUCCAGGAUCUGAAGGAGGCACAAGAGAUGCACGGCCAAGUCGAGAGGUCUCUGGCUUCACGAUAUUUUGCUCGCUUCGAUGAAGAUUAUGCCAUCUGGCUGGCAGCCACAAAGAUCAUCGCUCAGCUCGACUGCCUGAUCUCACUCGCCAAGGCUUCGGGUUCUUUGGGCUCGCCGUCUUGUAGGCCAGAGUUUGUGGAAGACGACAAUGCUCGCAGUGUGCUCGAGUUCCAGACUCUACGCCACCCAUGCAUCGAGACAACUACAAACUUCAUUCCCAACGACAUCGCUCUUGGCGGCGCCCAGGCCUCAAUCACACUCUUGACCGGAGCCAACGCAGCAGGAAAAUCCACUGUUCUCCGCAUGACCUGCGUGGCAGUCAUUCUCGCUCAGAUCGGCUGCUACGUGCCUUGCGAGUCUGCACGUCUCACACCAGUCGACCGCAUUAUGUCUCGUCUUGGAGCCCAUGACAACAUCUUCGCCGGCCAGAGCACGUUCAUGGUCGAACUCAGCGAAACCAAGAAGAUCCUUUCUGAGGCCACGCCUCGCUCUCUCGUCAUUCUCGACGAACUCGGUCGUGGCACAAGCAGCUACGACGGUGUCGCCGUUGCUCAAGCCGUCCUCCAUCACGUCGCCACCCACGUUGGGUCCCUGGGUUACUUCGCUACGCACUACCAUUCUCUUGCCGCAGAGUUCCGCCAGCAUCCUGAGGUCGAAGCCAAACGCAUGGCAGUCAAGGUCGAUGAUGACAUCCGGGAUGUGACGUUCCUGUACCAACUCGAGAAUGGCGUGGCUGAGGGAAGUUACGGAAUGCAUUGUGCUGCCAUGUGCGGAAUUCCAACGAAGGUCAUCGAUCGUGCGGAAGAGGCGGCACAAAAUUGGGAGCAUACUGGGCGGAUCAAGGAGAGCUUGGAGAAGGCCCAGGGCAGCGACUGGAUGCCUUUGGGUCUACUGAGUGAUGUCAGCUGGAUGCUGAGGGAUCGGGAUGAAGAACACGAGGGCAUCACGGAGAGGAGUCUGGAGGUGCUGAGGAAGGCUAUCGCGGCGCUGUGA